Molecule: messenger RNA, 528 nt
Organism: Didymella exigua CBS 183.55
Lineage: Eukaryota; Fungi; Ascomycota; Dothideomycetes; Pleosporales; Didymellaceae
Product: CENP-B protein
Exons: 1
Cellular component (GO): nucleus
Molecular function (GO): DNA binding
Source: RefSeq, a predicted model, not a curated record
AUGGGCAAGAUCACGACUCAGCUUGUUGUAACAGGAUCAGAGAGGAGAGGCAGGCCAAAGGCUAUCCAGCCAGGCAAUCGUGAGUGGGUGACGUUGAUUGCUGCGAUCAACGCAGCUGGCUGGUCAAUCCCACCAUUCCUCAUCUUUGCUGGCAAGUACCAUCUCUCUGCCUGGUACGAGGAGGAUAUUCCACGUGACUGGGCGAUCGCAGUCAGUGACAACGGCUGGACAACCAACGAGCUUGGAGUUGAGUGGCUGAAGCACUUUGUCAAGCAUACAGAGGCUCGGGUAGUAGGCGCACGUCGCCUGCUUAUCCUUGACGGCCACGAGAGCCACCACUCUCUUGAGUUUCAGCAGCUCUGCAAGGAGAACAACAUCUACACGCUCUGUAUGCCACCUCACUCAUCACACCUGCUGCAACCUCUUGACGUUGGCUGCUUCUCGCUGUUGAAGCGCGCAUACAGCUGUGAGGUUGAGAGCCUGAUCCGCCACCACAUCAACCACAUCACUAAGCUUGAGUUUCUGCCA